AUGGAAGCUCACAGCGGCCUCAACAAGUACCUCCUCUAUGGCCUCCUCGUCGCCGGCUCAUGGCUCUUGCCAUGCCUCCUCCACCUCCAGUUCUUCCACAUUUCCCUCUUCCGUUACUCGUACCUUUCCUCUCACCGUCGUGCCGGCCCCGCCGCGCUCCCCGUCAAUCUGUUCUCUGCCCCGCCACCGGUCGGCGACGAUGACACUGCUAAGUCGUCGUGCGAAGGUCGGCGCGUGUACAUGCUGGAUCUACCCUCGCGGUUUAAUCUUCUCCGGGAGUGCGUCGACGGGUCGCCGGCGUUUGAGGACGAGACCAGCGCGUGCGUCAUCAUGUCCAAUGCCGGCCUCGGCCCGGUGCUUGCUCCCGCCGCCGGCAACGGCAACGACCGUGUCAUCCCUGACAAUGGAUGGUUCAACACGGACCAUCACGCCCUGGAGGUGAUCUUCCACCACCGCAUGAGGCGGUACGAGUGCCUCACCGACGACCCGGCGGCGGCGACGGCGGUGUACGUGCCGUACUACGCGGGUCUGGAGCUGAAUCACUACAGCUGCGACACCAACGCGUCGGUGCGCGACGCGCCGUCGGCGGAGUUCCUCCGGUGGCUAUCGUCGCGGCCGCGGUGGGCGGUGCUCGGCGGGCGCGACCACUUCAUGCUGGCGUCCAAGACCACGUGGAUGUUCCGGCGCGUGCCCAGCAACGACGACCCCAAAGGGUGCGGCAACGGCUUCCUCGAACGGGCCGAGUGCCUCAACAUGACGGUGCUCACCGUCGAGUCCAACAUCUGGAACCGCCGGGAUAUGGCCGUGCCUUACCCGACCUACUUCCACCCUUCGUCCGCCGCCGAGGUGGCCGCGUGGCAGGCUCGCGUUCGUGGGACGCGCCGGCCGUGGCUGUUCGCGUUCGCCGGAGCGCGGCGUCCGAACGGCACGCUGGUCCUCCGUGACCGCCUCAUUGACAAGUGCGUCUCCUCGCCGACCCGCUGCGGCAUGCUCGACUGCAGCCACGGCCACGCCUGCCGGUCCGCGGAGAAGCUCAUGUCCCUCUUCGCCUCCUCCCGUUUCUGCCUGCAGCCGCGUGGCGACUCCUUCAUGCGCCGGUCGUCCAUCGACGCCGUCGUGGCCGGCUGCAUCCCCAUUUUCUUCCACGAGGGGUCCACCUUCGAGAAGCAGUACCGAUGGCACGAGCCGGACAACAACGGCGGCGACGUCGAUGGCCCCCGCCGUUACUCGGUGUUCAUCGACGCGGACGACCUCGUGGGAGGGAAGGUGGACAUCGAGGAGGUGCUGAGCAGGUACAGUGACGAGGAGGUGGCAGCCAUGAGGGAGGAGCUGAUCAAGAUGAUCCCGAGGUUUGUGUACAAGGACCCCAGGGUGAGGUUUGAGGGGGACAUGAAGGACGGGUUCGACGUCGCCAUGGACGAGGUGAUGGCGAGGACGAGGAGGAUAAGAAAUGGUGAGGAUUUGGGAUGGGAUGUUGGUGACGAGGAAGAAAUUCCAACUACUGAUGCGACUGCUCGAACGAAAAAACUUGCGGAGGCCAACAAACUUGCCGACACGCUUGCUCAGAAAUUAGAGCAGAGUGAGGCUGCUCGCAAGAAGGCCGAAUCUGAUGCUGGCAAAGCUAGGGCAGAGGCUGAUAAGGCCAAGGCAGAAGCUGCUGGUGUCGAAGAUCUCGAGAAGAGACUUCAUGAUGCCGAAACUUCCUUGGUCGAUCAUAAAACCGCGCAGGCUGCUCGUGAAAAAGCGAUCCUCAAGCGCUUGAACUCGCAGAAUCGGCGAUUUGUCAGUAAGUUUUUUGAUCUAUUUUGUCUUCUUUAG
This is a messenger RNA of Lolium rigidum, 1818 nucleotides long. Its product is annotated as xyloglucan galactosyltransferase KATAMARI1 homolog. The record is from RefSeq and is a predicted model, not a curated record. The transcript is spliced from 4 exons. Bases 1 to 1818 code for a protein of 605 amino acids. Lineage: Eukaryota; Viridiplantae; Streptophyta; Magnoliopsida; Poales; Poaceae. Gene Ontology annotation, molecular function: glycosyltransferase activity.